CUGCUGGGUCUGCUGUGAUGCUCACACCUGAGUGCAGGCUGCAUCCGCUGUAUCUUCCCCAUGUGGAGGGGCCUUGGCACCAGCUGCCAUAGCGGAAUCUCUCACACUGAAGUCUGUGAAGACCAGCUCCAAGAACCACUGUCCUAAUGAGAGUGGCUUUGCUCCCUGGCACUUCCCAAAGUGCAAAGCUGUGGGGGACAGAACUCUGGAUGUGGCCUCAGGAAUCCAGCCCAGAAAACCAUCAUUAGUGGCCUGUACCAUGAGUAAAUGUUCCUUGAGACGUUAAGACAAGAGCUAAGAGGAAUUAGGAUACACCAGCUGCCUUUAACUGAGUACAUACUCUGUGCCAGGCACUAGGCUAAAACCUUUGAAUUCAUGACCUCUCUUAAUAUAACAGCCUGUUAAGGUAGAUGUUGGUCCCUUUUUACAGUUGGAUAACAUGAGGCGCAGAGAGGGGAAAUAACCAAGCUAAGUGGCAGAGCUGAGGCCACCGACCCCAGAGCUCACGUUCUGUCUGGCAUGAUGAUUGGACAUAGAACUUUUGAAAGGCUGUGUGUGACAGAGGCAGAUGGAAAAGUGAAGGCUGUGGUUCUAAAUCCCACAUUUACCAUGGCUUAGUUGUACAGACUGGAGAAAACAAGUUUGGCUCAAACUGACCCUUAUUCAAGAGGCAGAUUUAGGGGCAAGGCCUGGGCUUUACUGUUUCCUCCUCCCUGGCACUGCAGGGUGUCAUCUAGGAAGGGAGCCCCAAUGGCAAUGAAAUCAAGGCAGGGAACUUGGAGCCUGAAGUAUGUGGGGAAGGAGGAAGGGGCCGACAAGCUUCCUGCCUUGCCAGGAUGUUUGCAUUAUACAUGAGCCUCGGAUUUUUUUUUUGAGCCCCAAAUGCUCUAGUCAUUUCUUCUACCCUAAAUCUGUAAAGCCAGAGCUCUACCUGCUGCCUUUCUGAGUUGCUGGUGGAUAUCUAGCCCCAGUCAUGGAAUAAAUCCUAGAGGCUGAGUCAGAAAGAGCUCUGAACUGGUAGCUGCAGGCCCACUGUGACUUCUGUCCACAGUGGCUGGUUGUUAACAUUCCCCAUCACUGUCUUUGAGCUUUUGUUUUUUAUCAAGGUACCCAUACCUCUAAAGAUGCCUUUAUUUUACUCUCUGCUAUGUACAUCUUUAUUAGUUGCAAUUACCACUUUAAAGACCUCUGAGAAUACCAAAAGCCCCACUUGGCUGGGGCCACAUAAGUAAUUCCUUUACCUACCCUCUCUCCCCCAGCAGUUAUAUUCAAAGAACUGAUCCAUUCACUGGAAAUUGGAACCUCUCUGAGGGUCCAUCACUGAACUCAGUGCGGGGGCACAUGAAUAUGUGGAAAUACAUGACUGGGCUGGUCCUUUUAAAUUGUAUAGCCUGACGCCUUCAUUAGUUUUUAAGUGCCUGAAGGAGAGGCAGGAUGCCCCAGCCAGCGGGCACUGGACAGAGCCAAGGGGCCAGAGCUGCCUUUCUGCCUGCAAAAGUGUGCUGACCAGGAGGAGAGGCCUGAACCUGUCGUCUGUGUCUGGUGCUCAGGCGCAUGGUCUGCACUGAGACCAAGGGCAUCCAGUUGCUAACGCUUCAGCAGUUCAGCUAGUGGGAUCUCUGAACGACUUUCCUAGGAAUCCUAUGCUCGGGUUAGUCCUCCCAGCGCCACCACCGACCCCCCCCACCCCGCCCCUUCCCGAUUCCCAGCCCCUCCCUCCUCCCCCUCUAGGCCCACCACAGCGCUCCCCACCCCAACUCUUGUGUCUCAGCAACCCCUUCCCCCUUUUCUUCCUGCUGAUCCAGCGAGCCAGGCUUUCUCCUUCUCUGGUCUCUCCUCCUCCUCUCCCCCUUGAAUCCAGUCCUGGUUUCCCCGCCACCAGCCUCCCUUUUCUCUCGGGCUCGGCUCGCUCCCCGCCCCCGCCCCCGCCCCCGCCGCGCCCGUUGUCACCGCGGAGGGUUCAGCUCCUCGCCUUCCCCGCUCCCAGCCACCCGGGGCUUGGCUCGCCCAGUCCGGUGGCUCCAGUCCGGAUCUCGCUGCUGCCCGACCCGGGUACGAGUCCCAGCCGCUCCGGAGGAGGCGGCGGCUGGCCCCGGCUCCCCUCGGCCGCCUAGCCAGCCCAGGGUUGGCGGGGAGGGAGCAGCUGGGCAGCCCCCCAGAGCCCCUUGGAGGACAAUGCACCCAGCGCUCGGCAACCCCCGCUCGGUCUCGUCCUCGUCCGGCUCCUUCCCGCCGCCCCCCGCCGCCGCCCGGCUGCAGCCCCUUUUCCUCCGGGGGGGUUCCUUCCGCGACCGGAGAGGCUCGGGCGACAGCAGCACCAGCACCAGCACCAGCCGGGGGGGAGGCGGCGGCAGACGCGGCGGGGGCGGCGGCGGCGGCGGCUCCCGUUCCCCCAGCAGCAGCACCGGCGCCGAGAGAGAGGACGACGACGAGAGCAUCAGCAUCAGCAAGCCGCUGGUGCCAGCCACCGCCGCCGGGCUCCCGGGACCCCCGGCUCAGGGGGGCGCCCCAGCCGCCGACCCCGCGCCCGCCGCCUUCUCCUCCUCGGCCGCCACCUCCUCCUCCACCUCCACGCCCACCUCCUCCUGCAGCAUGACAGCCGCGGACUUUGGCGGGGGCGCGGCGGCCGGGGCCGUCGGGGGCCCCGGGGGCCGCUCGGCUGGGGGCGCGGGCGGCACCGGGACAGGCAGCGGCACCUCCUGCUGCUCGUGUUGCUGCUGCUGCGGUCGCCCGACCCGGUCGGGCCGUAGGAGUCGACGCCGCGGCUGCGCCCCCAGCCCGGGGUGCCGCUGGGGCUACCAGGCGCUGUCCGUGGUGCUGCUGCUGGCGCAGGGCGGUCUGCUGGACCUGUACCUCAUCGCCGUCACCGACCUGUACUGGUGCUCCUGGAUCGCCACUGACCUGGUGGUGGUGGUGGGCUGGGCCAUUUUCUUCGCCAAGAACAGCCGGGGCCGUCGGGGCGGCAUGGCGAGCGGCGCGCACAACCACCACCAGCACCACCACCACGCCGCGCCGCCCCUGCACCUGCCCGCCUCCUCCGCAGCCUCCGCCGGGGCUGCGGCAGGGGCCAAGGCGCGCAGCGGCCGCGGGGGCGCCGGUGGCCCGGGGGGCGGCCCGGGGGCUGUCGGGUCAGCGGGCGAGUUCGCCUUUGCCUACCUGGCCUGGCUCAUCUACUCCAUCGCCUUCACGCCCAAGGUGGUGCUCAUCCUGGGCACGUCCAUCCUGGACCUCAUAGAGCUGCGCGCGCCCUUCGGCACCACGGGCUUCCGCAUCACCAUGGCGCUGUCCGUGCCCUUGCUCUACAGCCUGGUGCGGGCCAUCAGCGAGGCUGGCGCCCCCCCUGGCUCGGCGGGACCCCUACUCUUGCAGCCCCAGCAGCACCGAGCCGCCGGCUGCUUCCUGGGCACGUGUCUGGACCUGCUCGACAGCUUCACCUUGGUGGAGCUGAUGCUGGAAGGCCGCGUGCCGCUACCCGCGCACCUGCGCUACCUGCUCAUCGCCAUCUACUUCCUCACCCUCUCCUCGCCGGUGCUCUGGCUUUACGAGCUCAACGCCGCAGCGGCAGCUUCGUCCUGGGGCCAGGCUUCAGGGCCGGGCAGCUGUAGCCGCCUUCUGCGACUGCUGGGUGGCUGCCUGGUGGACGUGCCCUUGUUGGCGCUGCGCUGCCUCCUGGUGGUGAGCUACCAGCAGCCCCUCUCCAUCUUCAUGCUCAAGAAUCUCUUCUUCCUAGGCUGCCGUGGCCUGGAAGCCCUAGAGGGCUGUUGGGACCGGGGGAGUCGGGCCUCCCCCAGUCGGGGGAGAGGGGGCUAUGGCGCUCCACCCUCUGCCCCACCGCCGCCGCCACCACCACCACCACCUCAGGGAGUCUCUCAGCUGGGCCACUGCAUCUCGGAGAAUGAGGGAGGAGCCCAUGGCUAUGUCAAUACCCUGGCAGUGGCCUCCCAGAAUUGAGGAGGGAUAAAGGAGAGGGGCUUACUUUGGGCUUGAGAGACCCCAGCCCCUUAUUCUCUGACCUUCUCUCACCCAGAUUUGAUCAGGCUCCAUUUGGAAAAGGUAACUGUCAGUAGGGCUAAGGGCCAGUGUGUCCUUCUGCACCCUGUGAGUCAAGACUGCUUGGAGGGAGACCAGCCGCUAAUGAUGAAGGAGGAAGGUCCACUUACUCGAUUCUCCCUUCUCCAUAUCCUACUCUAAUCUAGCCUCCAGGGGGCUGGAUACCUCUGCUUCUUGCUUUUCCCACUGCCAUCCUAAUUCCUGUCCAUUGUGGGGGAGCAUGGAGUAAAGGUGGUGCCCAGGCAGGGGGUGCUGGGCCUUAAGCCUUCCCUCUUGCUUGGAAGUGCCAGCUUCUUAUAGGCUGUGGUUAGUGGUCACUGUCCCAUGCCUUGAAACUGACCCGGAAUCCACUGUUCCCCUGAUGUGUCUAUUGGAUUUUUUUCCCCCAGAUAGUAGAUGCAAAGUCUGUGUUUGUCUCUGUGUGUAUAGUGUUGUUUUCUUGUGUCCACACUGUGACCCCUUGCAAUCAGUAGAUCUGGGAGGCCCUGCCCUCCCCACCACACAUAUGACCACUCUCCUCAUUGCUACCUGAAUUUGUGGCCCUGAAUUCCCAGAAAGAGCUGGGCUCCUGGGAGUUGCCCAGUUGCUCUCCUCCGAGGGAGAAGCUCACCCAGGACCUUCCUCAAUUCUACUCCUCUCUUCUCAGCUUGGGGAGGAGAGGGUCCCUACUCUAAGGACCAAACCACACCCUUUCUUGGGUGAGUGAGCAUUUCUACCUCCGUGCUUUCAACUUUUGUAGCAUCAUGUGCUGAUGCUGCUUGCAAAAAAUAAAGGCAAAAUACUCAGAAGUUGCAUUCAAUAUGGCCACUGGAUCCAGCUGGGGUUUGGUGCCAGUCUUAUUACAGGGUCUGUGGAGUAUCAGCCAUUGGCUUGCUCUCCCUGUCUCCUUCCCUUUGCACCUGGAACUCUUAUCCUUCCUGAGGUUUGUUGCUGACUGAGUCAGAUCUUGGCUCAGAACAAAAGCUUUGGUGGGGUUCCUGGAUAGAUGUGAAGUUGGGGCUCCCUCUUCCUCGGCUCAAGGAAAUCCAAUUCCCCAUCUGUCCUUCCUCUAGGAAGCCUGGUGUGUAUCAGAAAAUGUGGUGAUGACCUUCGUCCUCGGCUCUGGUUAAGAGAAUUUCUACGGAGAAGGCUGGGCAAAUCUUACCUCCGCCCUGCCUUCCUCCCUAGUAUUCUCGCUGAGGUUGAUGAUGAGGGACACCCAGGGGUUGCCCACUUAUACUCUCUACGUGGGACCUCACUCUUGGAAUCUUUGAGGCAGGAUAAGUGUUUUUAGGGGAGGUAAGAGUGCAGGAGGGCAGCUGGCAGCAAGGCCAGGAAAUACUCAUUUUCUUCCACCCCAAAAUAAGAUGGGGUGGUGCUAUAAGAAUUUUUGUUUUCCCCUCCCCAACUUCUUAUGCUUGAGAAGUCUUGUGUGGUUUAAUGAACCCUGGACAAAAGACUAGAAGUCACGGACUAUAGUUUUGACUCUGUCACUCACUAGCUUUGAGUGACAUGUCACUUGCUUUCUGAGCCUCAGUUUUUCACUUGGGGCCCUUCUCUCUCAACUUCUUGGAAGUUUGUUGACAGAAGACAUCUGUCCAUGUAGACAGAGAGAGAGACAGAGAGGCUGAUGGCUUGAGCAGAGAGUUCUGAACCUCCCCUACUGUCACAGUGGGGGACGAUGGAGGAAAAAUGUUUACACUCAAUGUAUUAUCUGUGUUCCCAGCCCCUCACCCUACCAGGUCCAAUAUUAGCUAGUUGGAUUUUACAACGAAUCUUUUUUUUUCUGCCUUCUCCCCCUACCCCCUCUUACCCCAAUCCUCUCCCUUUAAAUUCCCUGUGCUUGAAGUUCUGGGCCCAGACCCUGGGUGGGCCCCCAUGGCUGCUCCCUGGGUCCCCAUAUCCUCUCUCCAGCUUUGCUCUCUCUGCUACCUAAUCUCAGUGACUGUGAAAGGGCUCUGUGUCUGAGCCAUGGCCAGCCCCUGGCUGGCCCCUGCCCCACCCCUCUCUCCUGUUUGGAUGGUGGUCUCCCGCUGAAUGACUGUAAAAUCUGAGUGCUGUUGAGUUUUCUGUGGGAGGCUGUGAUAGGUUCCAAUGAGCUACCACUUCCCGAGAUAUGACAAGAGAUUUAUGGCACCUGGGCCAAUUCUGGCAGAGGCCAGGCCUGCUCAGGCUCUGUCUGCUGCCCCCCCCCCCCCCCCCCCCCCGGACAUUCUCUUUCAAACAUCUGGUGCAAGCACUUUGUGCUCAGGGGUCAACCCCUUCCUUCUGGUGUUUCUUUCUUGAGUCCUUUUACUUUCUUUCCUUGCCCCACGCUCAACAAGAAAAAACCCCUAAAGUUUCAUUUUUCUUGCUUUCUAGGGGCAUCUUUAGUGGGGGGGUCAAACUGGAGAUGUUUCCCGUGGGUCUAAAUAAAGAUAAGGUGCACUGUCUCCUGAGGCUUGUGCUGGCAGUAUAGUUCACAGAAAAGUACUCUGGGUUCAGAAUUCAGACUGCCUCUAACAUUUGUGCAAGUAAGGCAUGCUCUUGAUCUGAGCCUCUGACUCCAUAUCUGUUUUAAAAGGGGGUUGGACUAGACCCUCUGUAAAGGCUGUUCUGCUAUAAUGUGCCCUGGUUCUGGUUCUAUGUGUCUUUGUGGAGGAGAGCUGGCUGGUAGAGCCUGGAAGAAGGGAAGCGGCAGCUCACUAGCAUUUAUCACGUUUUUUCCCCUUUCUCUUUUUAAAAAUAAAACCAGCCUCUGUUCUGAAAAUAAAAAAAAAAAAAGCCUUGAGACUUGUGAUAAGCUUCCUGUGUGGUUUGUUUAAGAUCUUUCCUGUCCUGGUUUCCUUACUAAAUUCUUAAAUGUCACUGUGACAUUUGUCAUUUUAUAGGCUUAUGUUAACAUCGUGGG
Molecule: messenger RNA, 6919 nt
Organism: Prionailurus viverrinus (fishing cat)
Lineage: Eukaryota; Metazoa; Chordata; Mammalia; Carnivora; Felidae
Gene: TMEM121B
Product: transmembrane protein 121B
Exons: 1
Coding region: 2176-3951 (591 amino acids)
Source: RefSeq, a predicted model, not a curated record